AGUCACACGGAGGCGGAGCACGGAUGCCUCACGGCCAAGGAUGCGAGAGUCAAACAGCAGGUGGAGACUGACUGCUGAAGGAUAGAACCAGACGAGAAGCGACCACAUAAUCUCAAACACAUUCGAUGACGAAGAGGGGAAAUAUCGGUGACCUGAUAUGCUUUAAACGAGUGGGACCUGAUAGCGUGAACCAUGGUGGACCCAUUGGAACCUGAUGACCAGAGUAAAUUCAGAGGGGCCCAGUUUGAAAGCCCCGCUGCAGCCUCUGAAGCACCAUGUCUACCUGAGCCAGGUGAUGAUAGAGAGAAAGAUGUUAGUGUGGAUUCCAGCCCACAGACAGAGCCCAGUACUGAACCUGUACCGAGCUCUCAAGAACCAUGCCAGCAGCAAAACAGUCAACCAGAAGAGCAAAAACUACAUCUGGACCUUUACAAUUUCGACUCACCAGCUGCAGAAGGCAGUCGGUAUGUACUGACAAGCCCUCGCUCUCUCGAGGCAUGCGCACGAUGUGGACUGAAACCUGUGGAGCUUCUGCCUCGUCCACUGUCUGAUUUUGCCCGUGAGGCACCCGGCCGGAGUAUGCGUGUCGCGACAGGAAUGUUUGAGAUAUAUGAGCGGGAUAGACAUGCUAAACUCCGACACUGCAGAGAGGAGAGAGAGCGGAUUAUCAGAGAGGAGAAGAGGAGAAUUCUGCAGGCAGCUUUAAACAAUAAUGCUGGUCCACUGGCUUCAGAGAAGUCACGGGAAACUGUAAAUGCUGGAUUGUCUCAACAAACCAAUAAUAAUUUAACAGAUCCAGCCCCCAAAAUAACACCCACUUACAGUGGUACACCUAAAAAACAAUUUACAUCAACUAUCCCUAAAAGCAUGACAGCAGGUUCAGGACAAGUUACUACAGUGUCCACAUCCAGUUCUCCUCCAAAAGUCAGUCCAGUGAACUCUGCUUCUACCGCUAAAGGAACUUCUGCAAAAAAGUCUAAGUCCCUUGAAGCAGAAUCUGGGGGAAAAUCUCAAGGUCCAAAACCUUCAAUAAUCCAACGAUCGAUUCAGUCAGCUCCAGGAGGUCAGGGCUCAAAAAAACCCUCCAGCGCCCAUACAAAGGCUCCAAAUACUUUCCCCAGAUCAGUAACAAAACCUUCUUCCUUUCCAAGGACACCAACUUCACUUGCCCCAAUAGUGUCAAAAUCUGCUGUCCAAAGUCCUGCCAAUGGCAUCACAAGUACGUUUGCACAGCACAAUGGGAACAUCUUCUCUAAAUCAAAGGCUAGAUGCAGAAGCCACUCACUGGAGUCUUUGCAACGGAGGCGUGACACGUUUUGUUCCUCUACUGCUUCAACAACAAACACCACAACUACCACAUGUACCUCCUCUGAAUCUGCUUCCUCAUCCUAUAGCUGGGAAGGGGCAAGAGAUCACUGGGCUAAGACAUCAAGCCCUCGUGCCCGGACUUUAGCUACCUUUAACUCCCUGAUGGGUCGCAGUUUGAGCUUGGGAGAUCUUAGCCACUCUCCACAGACUAUGCAAAAAGUCGAGCGCAUUGUGAAAGAGGUGAAACGGCGAGGACUUAAAGCUGUCCCAGAACGAGACAGAAAGAUUGCUGCACUAAUGCUAGCCAGGUACCAAGAGGAGGACAUAAUGAGCCAGACACGCUACGUAGCACACCUGCAAUGGGAUAGUGAGCGCAGACUAGAGGAGCUCCGAAGGGAACGUGAAGAGCGAGAGAAACAGAGAGCUGUGCAGCAGUGCCAGCGUGCCUGGCAGUCACAGGUUUCUACCCGACAGCGCUGGCUUAACCAGCAGGAGCGUGAUGUGGCAGAAGCUAAACUUCGCCAAGCAUUGGAAAGUGAGGAGCGUUGGAAGGAACUGGCUGAGCAACAAGAACGCAGCCGGUUGCAGAAACUGCAACAGACUGCUCGUGAGGAGAAACACAAGAAGGCAUUACAAGAACAGAACCUUAAAUCUCUCGAGGAGGAGCGUGCUGCUAUUCUUGAGCAAGAGAAACUGCUCCUUAAGGAGAAACUGACCAUCGCUGAGCUGAAGCGACAGGAGCGAGAGCACCAAAUUCAAGAGGAGCGUCGUGGACUCAACCGUGCCGAGAAGAGGCGCCAUGCAGCUCUUAUCCAAGAGAUUGCACGCCGAGAAGCGGACGAGCGUGAAGAAGCACGGAGAACAGCUGAAGAGAAGUUAAGUAGGUCUUUGGAAAACUAUGAGCAAAUACAAGAAAAACGUGGGCAAGAGUUAAAGGAGAAAGCUAAGCGAGAAGAGAAGCAGAUCCAGAAAGCAAGACGGGCCGCUGAACUACGUGAGCAACAGCAGAAGGAACAGAUGGAGGCAAGGGCUAGGGAGGCUGAAAGACGUGCACAACAAGCCACUCAAAUAGCUGAAGAGAGGGCACGGGAAAAGGCCCAACGUGUGGUUCAAAGCCGGCAGGAAAAAGAACGACUCCAAAGGCUUAAUCGUCAACGCGUAGAGGAGGAGGAGAAACAGCGCCGCCUAGAACUGUUGCAGUCCAUUGAGCGCAAACUGGAAAAAAGUGAACAGAUUUUCAGAGAAAAACGGGCAGUUUUGGAAAGUGCCCGAUCCGUGGCGCGUGCAUCUUUCCACGUGCGUGAUCGUGUUCGUGAAGAGACAAACAUGCGCACCUUUGACAAGAUGGCCCUGGAGGCUCAGUUAAAAGCAAAUUUAGUUGAGAAGUGAUCACUUCAUCUGUGCAACUUAAUAAUUACUCUCUCCAUGCACAUCUGUCUAGAAAUAAGUUGAGCUUGAGCCUACAUGCUAGCCUCAUCGCCAAACUACAGCAACAAUAUUGAUGGUCAUGCCCUUAAGUCUUGUAUUUAAAGAUUCAUUUAUUCCUGAUGCUGGAUCAUUUUCAUCAUGUAAUUUAAAUAAAUAUUUUUCUGUAUUUAUAUAUUUAAAAUUUUAAUCUAAGAACUUUGUGCUUAUGUGUGUAUGAUUAUAUGUCGGGGCAUGUUUUUUUUUUUUUUUUUUUGUAACUUGGCAGCCAUGUUGCUUUGAGAACUGUAUAUAAUGAGUUCAUUGUUUACAAGGAAGUUUGACACUAUGGUGGCAGUGAUGGCUUCUUUCUAAGGGUAGCUUUAUUCCUUAGAAAAAGAAAAGGAAAAGGGGAUGGGAUGGGAUGGGAUGUUUCUCCCAUAGAAAAUCUUUUGAGGGAGACUCUUCUUUUAGGAAUCUUGGCCAUAGGAGAGUGAGCCAUGACUUGACUGUGUGUAAACCAAACUCUAGCUAAAUGCUGACUGAGCAUUACAUCCUAGAGUCAGGACAUGACACAGAAUGAUGUCAGCACAGCCUAACUGCUGAAGAAGCACAGGAGUCUCUGGUCAGCAACAGACCAAUCAGGGCUUAAAUCCAUACUGACAUCCCCUGCAUUCCUUCAGGUGUGCUUAUUUUCUUUUCUCACAAGCUUCAUUUUUGGUAUUCUACUUCUCAUACGGCAUGUUCAGAAUGGAAUACUAGCUUACUUCUUUGUGCAGUAUAAACUAAACAUUAGUGUUCAUUAUACAGAAAUAUUUGACCACUGAAUUCAACUAACCAGUUAAGGCCCGUUCACACCAAGAAUGAUAACUAUAAAGAUAACGAUAUUAGCGUCCACACCAGUGAACGAUAUUGUCUGUGUAUUCUAAGCGGACACACAUCUGCUGCUUUAAAUUCUCAAGCACAUUACAGCAGGAUUGAUUCUGAUUGGUUGGCAAUGUUUUUAUCGUUCAUCAGAAAAAAAAAAUAUCGUUCUGAAAGUGAUUCCAAUGAUAUUGUUUCUCUGUGCCUUUAUCGUUAUAGUUGUGGUGUGGACUCCGCUAUUCUUUAAUAUUGAGAACGAUUUUUAGAACUAUAUCUUUAUCGUUAUCUUUAUAGUUAUCGUGCUUGGUGUGAACGGGCCUUUAGAAUACAUUUUUCUGAGGGCUUCAUCAUGUCACUACGACUAAGGAAAUAAAUAUGAUUAAAUUGCAUUUUUAAUUUAGCUUUCAGUCCAAUAAAACAUUGACGAAUGUUCAUAUUACAUAAAACUUUGGUAUUUACGGUUUAACGAUGAGUAGGCAAAGCAAUAUAACAUAUAAGAAACAGGGUGCUUGUCAUUAAACUCCCACUGUACUAGAAAUGCUAUGUCAUCCUGGUACAUAUUUAGAGGAAAGGGUUGGAGGAGAGCUCACAUCGAUAUCUGUGAGAAAAGCACUGCUAUAGGCAUUUCAGUUCCUAUGAGAGCUUAACCCACACUGAUGCUUGUCACGGCAGCCAUCUGUCACAGGCUUUUUUUUGUACUUUGUAGCAGUCAACAACUGUUUUUAGGGCUAGCACAUUUUUCAGUGCCUCUGCAUACAGGCUUUUUAGAUGAUUAUUGCAUGAUAACUGCACAACAGAUUUAUAUAUUUAAAUUUGUUAUGCAAGCAAGUCUGAUAGUGCAGCUUAAUUAUUAGUUGUUUUAUAUAACAGAGUGAAAAGUAAAGUUUCUUUGCAAUAACUGUCUGUUAUCUGGUUCGUCUCUUCUGAUGCAGGUUUGGGAGUGGAGAAGAUGAUGAUGUUGGCAUCUGUGACCUGAUUCAGUAAAAAUAACCCCCAAGAGACUGCAAAUUUCACUUUGAUCACAGAUCCUUAUUCCCUUUCCGGCAGUGACUCAGCUAGGCAUGACGUAAUUGGAAGGUUUAAUAAACACUAAAGCCAUUUUAAUUCCAGCAUAUCCAGAUGGCAUAUCAACACCACUUUUAAUAUCAUAAAAGCCCAAAGAAACAAUUUAAUUUGAACAAUUUCAUAUUGUAUCAUGGGUUAAACUUGAGGGCUUUUUAAGUAGAAGCAGAAUCGUGCUGAAAAGGAACCAAGCUAAUAAUCUCAGUUUCAUGAGAAAAAAAAAAAAAAUGAAUCUGAAUGUAAUUCAUAAAGCUUUUCGGGCUAAUUGCAGAUUAAUAAAACAGAUUGUUUUGUUAAAAUGUUUUAUUGUUUCUUUUGUUUUAAGUGUAAAAGUAUAUCAAAUUGUUAUACUUUUUUUUUUAAUUGCAAUGAAAAUGUUUUCUGUAGGCUACAGAUGGUUUAUAUCUAGUUUAUUAAAAAAUGAAAUGCAGGGUAAUGCUUUACUUGAGAACCAACAAUUCAGUUUUGAAAAUGGCAUACUGUAUUUAAAUAAAUAAAUAAAAAUUAAAUCUGAA
Messenger RNA from Carassius gibelio (silver crucian carp), 5153 nucleotides. RefSeq names its product coiled-coil domain-containing protein 177-like. Lineage: Eukaryota; Metazoa; Chordata; Actinopteri; Cypriniformes; Cyprinidae. The transcript has 2 exons. The record is from RefSeq and is a predicted model, not a curated record. The coding region runs from base 193 to 2697 and encodes 834 amino acids.